AAAAGAAGCAAAAGAAAAAGAGUAAAAGUGAGGAGAGUAGGUUCUUCGGUAUUCCUUUGGAUUCAUCAGAUCUCUUUAUUGUUCUCUCUCCCCCCCACCCCUUUCUCUCUGGCUUUCUAUGUUCGAAUUUGUUUCAUAUUUAGAUUUUAAGAAAAGCGGUUUUCCAUUGCUGCAACUUCAAGAACCUUCUUGAUCGUAACGAUCUAGGGUUUCUAAAGUGAACUCUGUACUCUUCAACAGUCUCUGAGAAGCUUCUUUGCGUUCAGAUCUGCAAGCUUUUGGUAUCUUUUUCCUCAGUGUUGCAGAGAAGAGAAGCGUUUUCGCUCUGGCGUUUCAAAGGAGGCGCUUAGCUUGAUGGUUCUUACAUAGUUACAUUCUCUUUCCCAGUUUUCCGAGUCUUCCAGCAUUCGGAGGCCUAGGGUUUCAAGAAAAUUACCGUCUAGUCAUCACCAAGCCAGAGGAGACAGACCGUUCUGUUUUUCGGUUUUUCCUUUUGCGAACCUUUGGGAUAUCUGGAGGUUUCUACCGGCAUUUGAAGUUAACACGGCUUUCUAACUCUGUAUCCCGAACUCUAGGGUUUCACGAUUUUUGAAUUUAAAUCCCCAUUAUUUGCUGCACGUUCUAUCGUUUCCGCAACUCCUCUUGUUUCUUUCACACCAUCAUUCAUCCAGAAAAUGCAGCGACCCCUACCGCCUGAAGAAUACUCCCUGAAGGAGACCUCGCCGCACCUCGGCGGGGGAGGGGUAACUGGCGACAAACUCACCAGCACCUAUGACCUGGUUGAGCAGAUGCAGUACCUGUACGUGCGGGUUGUCAAGGCCAAGGACUUACCUGGAAAAGAUGUUACUGGAACUUGUGAUCCCUAUGUUGAGGUGAAACUCGGAAACUACAAGGGAACAACUCGGCAUUUCGAGAAGAAGUCAAAUCCUGAGUGGAAUCAGGUCUUUGCUUUUUCCAAAGAUCGAAUCCAGGCUUCUGCACUUGAGGUUGUGGUGAAAGACAAGGAUUUUGUGAAGGAUGAUUUCAUGGGCCGAGUUAUAUUCGACCUCAAUGAAGUUCCCAAACGUUUUCCGCCAGAUAGCCCAUUGGCGCCGCAGUGGUAUAGACUGGAAGAUCGGAAGGGGGAGAAGGUCAAGGGAGAGGUCAUGUUGGCUGUGUGGAUGGGUACUCAGGCCGAUGAAGCAUUUCCUGAGGCAUGGCAUUCGGAUGCUGCCACUGUUAGUAGCGACGGUCUUGCAACUAUUCGGUCAAAGGUAUAUCUCUCUCCGAAGCUUUGGUAUCUUAGGGUCAAUGUGAUUGAAGCUCAGGAUUUGCAACCUAGCGACAAAGCCAGGUAUCCAGAAGUUUAUGUUAAAGCUAUUCUCGGUAAUCAGGCUUUGAGAACUAGAGUUUCUCAGAGCAAGAGCAUUAAUCCAUUGUGGAACGAAGAUUUGAUGUUUGUGGCGGCAGAACCAUUUGAAGAGCACUUAGUCUUGAGUGUGGAAGAUAGAGUGGCACCUAACAAGGAUGAAAUUUUGGGGAAGUGUGUUAUUCCUUUACAGUAUGUAGAUAGAAGAUUGGACUAUAAGCCUGUCAACACUAGGUGGUUUAACCUUGAGAAGCAUGUGGUAGUUGCAGAGGGAGAGCAGAAAAAGAAGGAUACCAAGUUUUCUAGUAGGAUUCAUCUAAGGAUCUGUUUGGAAGGUGGUUAUCAUGUUCUCGAUGAAUCAACACACUACAGUAGUGAUCUCAGGCCAACAGGAAAGCAGUUGUGGAAGCCUAGCAUUGGGGUUUUGGAAUUGGGAAUUUUGAGUGCACAGGGGUUGAUGCCAAUGAAAACCAAGGAUGGACGGGGGACUACUGAUGCCUAUUGUGUGGCGAAAUAUGGUCAGAAAUGGGUCCGGACAAGGACAAUUAUAGAUAGCUUUACUCCAAGGUGGAAUGAACAAUACACAUGGGAGGUUUUUGAUCCCUGCACUGUCAUUACGAUUGGUGUAUUUGAUAAUUGUCACUUGCAGGGUGGAGAUAAAGCUGGAGGGGCGAAGGAUUCAAGAAUUGGAAAGGUGAGGAUUCGACUCUCCACGCUUGAAACUGAUCGAGUAUACACCCACUCAUAUCCCCUCCUGGUUCUACAUUCGUCUGGGGUGAAGAAGAUGGGUGAAGUUCAAUUGGCUGUGCGGUUUACAUGCUCGUCUUUGCUUAAUAUGAUGCAUAUUUACUCACAGCCACUGUUACCAAAAAUGCAUUAUCUUCAUCCUCUAUCUGUUAUGCAACUUGAUAGCUUGAGGCACCAGGCCACUCAAAUAGUUUCUAUGAGGUUGAGCCGUGCAGAACCACCACUGCGGAAGGAGGUUGUGGAGUAUAUGCUGGAUGUGGAUUCACAUAUGUGGAGUAUGAGGAGAAGCAAAGCUAAUUUUUUCCGGAUUAUGGGAGUCCUGAGUGGGCUGAUUGCAGUUGGGAGAUGGUUUGAUCAGAUAUGCAAUUGGAAAAAUCCUCUUACAACAAUUCUGAUCCACAUUCUCUUCUUAAUACUGGUCCUCUAUCCAGAGCUGAUACUGCCUACCAUUUUUCUCUACCUCUUCUUGAUUGGGGUUUGGUACUUCCGAUGGAGGCCAAGAAAUCCACCUCACAUGGAUACUCGUCUCUCUCAUGCUGAGAAUGCACAUCCUGAUGAAUUGGAUGAAGAGUUUGAUACAUUUCCAACUUCCAGGCCGGCUGAUAUUGUGAGGAUGAGGUAUGAUCGUUUGAGAAGUGUGGCAGGGAGGAUACAGACGGUGGUUGGUGACUUGGCAACACAGGGGGAGAGGUUGCAGUCUCUUCUGAGCUGGAGGGAUCCUAGAGCCACAGCACUUUUUGUGACCUUCUGUUUGAUUGCUGCAAUAGUGCUUUAUGUGACACCAUUCCGUGUCGUGGCCCUUCUCACAGGCAUUUAUGUGUUGAGGCAUCCGAGGUUCAGGCACAGGCUUCCUUCGGUGCCACUCAACUUCUUCAGGAGGUUGCCGGCAAGAACUGACAGCAUGCUAUGAAAAAACAACUUGUUGAGCUGUUAUUUGCCUCAGUCUCAAACGGGCUCCCAGCUAGUCUCUCACCUCAUACUACAGGUGCAUGUGGUAAUGGAUGGGGCUUGUCUUAUUUUUAUUUUUAAUUGAUGGUGGGUGUUGGGUUAUUUGGUAUCAUGUGUAAUUUUUCCUCCUAUGUAUUGGCUUGGUAGUUGUCAUGAAUCUGCACUUUUAAUUAUGUUGUUUCUGUUUUAAACUGUCCUUUCCAUUGGAAAUCAAUGCAUGUUGAUCUGUAGGUUUUGAUCCAAAUUCAGUCCAUUGCCACCAACUUUCUAGAUAUGGCAAUACCCCAAUACUGUUAUUGCCUGUAGCUUGUAAACGGUAUGCUUCAACAUUUGUCUAUUUCUUCUGAAUGGGUAGGUUGGCUAUGGGUUUCGAUCCUGGUA
Molecule: messenger RNA, 3424 nt
Organism: Nelumbo nucifera (sacred lotus)
Lineage: Eukaryota; Viridiplantae; Streptophyta; Magnoliopsida; Proteales; Nelumbonaceae
Source: RefSeq, a predicted model, not a curated record